This is a messenger RNA of Eurytemora carolleeae, 3775 nucleotides long. Its product is annotated as rab GTPase-binding effector protein 1. Bases 86 to 2407 code for a protein of 773 amino acids. Lineage: Eukaryota; Metazoa; Arthropoda; Copepoda; Calanoida; Temoridae. Gene Ontology annotation, cellular component: intracellular membrane-bounded organelle. Gene Ontology annotation, biological process: endocytosis. Gene Ontology annotation, molecular function: GTPase activator activity. The record is from RefSeq and is a predicted model, not a curated record. The transcript is spliced from 27 exons.
AGUUGAAAACGUACUGUUCCUUCAAUACUCGAUUAUUUCAGAUAAAUUACUAAAAUGUUAAUUGGUUCAUCUUAUUAAUCAGAAUAUGGAGGAGGCAGAACUGCCAAAACCUGGAUCAGAUAUCCCUGAGGGCCUUGCUGAGGUGAACCAGGAGGAAAGUACUCAACUCUUCCCCGAGGACACAGAUAAGAAUGCAACCAUGUUGGAGGGGGAUUUAGCUGAUCAUCAAAAUUUGGCAUCAAAAUUAAGCGUGGAAAACAAAAUGGCGACUGAAGAGAUUUCAACGGGUGUUUAUGAAAUGGAAGCGUCUAGAAUGAAAGAUGAAUUGCACAGUUUAAAAAGGGAACUAGACAAUGCUAAGUCGGAGAUAGCGGUGUCCGCCUAUCUUCAGGAGAGUUUGGUCCAAUCAGAGCGUGAGAAUAAUUCUUACAGAGAAGAGAUUGCAACCCUGCAGGCUCUCCUGGUAGAAGCUAGUCAGGGGUCAGUCCAGGAAGGAGAGGUGAUGAAUCUGAGAAGAAAGGCGAAGGCCCUAGAGUCGGAGAAUCACGAUUUAAAAAUACAAUUGAGAAUAGCAGAGGGCCAACGAACAUUAAAUAAAGGUGGUAACGUUAUGGACCGUGAGUCCCUACUAGGAUCAGCUGUUGUUCUCUCAGAUAAAACAAAGACGAUGGUCAGGAAAAUGAAAUCUUCAGUUGUUCAAUCAGUUAAUCUAUCAGGAGGAUUGACUCCUGAAGAGGAAUUGAAAAGAGCACAGGAUGAUACCUCAGCUCUAAAAUCUAUAGUGGAACCACUAGAGGAGCAGAUUGUUGCCCUAAAGGGCAAACUACGCGAAACUGAUUCUCUUCUACAAGAAUAUGAGAAGAGACAGGCUAGAUCUCUGCUAGAAAUGCAAUGUGUUGGCUCCUGGUUAAAUGGAGAAGAUAAAUCUGUUUUAGAACAAAGGCUGAAAGAUGAGGUUGGGGAUGGGUAUAGUGAGGACGAGGGUCAACUCUACCACACCAUCCUCGCCGCUAGGAUAGGAAUGCUUACUCAGGAGGUAGAAAUGCUGAAAGCAGAUCGGGACGGAGCACUGGGAUUAUUAGACACAGAAAGAAAAGAAGUAAAAGAUCUCAGAGCUAGUUUAUCCAAUUCCAAUACAGCGCUACUGGUCGAACGGUCAGCGUUCAACGAUCAGAUCACCAAGAUUCUUCAGUGCGUUAAGGACGAGGAUCAGAUACAAGAAAUCCGCAAAAUAUCAUCAGACGCUGAAAAUGCCCGAAAAUGCAAUUUAGAUAAAUCAAAUAAAUCCCCUGCCACGAGGGUUGUCAGUAUGGAGGAAUGGGAACGAGUUCAAACUAUGCUUGACACCCUGUUUUCAUCAAAUGGAUCUCAGUUAGAAGCUAAAGGCCCUGAAGCUAGUUCCGAGGAGUUGGAAAGGUCAAAAUUAGAAUUAAAAUUAAUCCAGAAGGAGAGAGAUGAGCUGAUGAAGGAGAAGGAGCAGCUUGCUAGGGAAAAGGAGCAUCUCAGCGGCAACUGUGAAAAGUAUAAGAAUGAUCUGUUAAAGGAAGCUGCUUUUAGGAAAGAAAUUGAAGGAGUUUGGAACAGUAAAGGGGAAGCAUAUGAAGUACAAGUUCAAGAAUUACAGGCCAGGUUAAAUGAUGGUUCAGCCGCUCAAGCCAGCCUAUCUGCACUCUUUAGAGGACUCCAGGAAGCAGUGAAAAGAGAUCUAAAACUUUUAACACGAGACCGAGAGAAAAUUGUCGCAGAGCUGCAACGGCUUCAGGCUGAGAAUGAGAAUUUGGUUGGAAAGCAUAGCGCUUUAUCUUCUACAAUGGCAAAUGAAGCUAUAAAUCUCCCGACUAGUUUGGAGGAGAUGCAACUAUUACUGUUGACGUAUCGAGAAGAUCUGAUCACUGCUAAAAUUGCUAAGGAGAGAGCUGAGGAGAAGUUGGAAACUGAGAUUGGGUUCAUGCGCUCUCAGCUUAACAUUGAACACCAGAACAGAACCAGUUUAGAACAGCAGUUCAAGGCGGAUAGGCAGGCACUUCAGGACCGUAUGAGACUAUUAGAACCAAGUGCUGCGGAGUUAGAAGUGGAGAAACAAAAAAGAAGGAAUAUGGAGGAGAGAGUAGAAGAGAUUAAGAAUAAACAUCAACAAGCACAAACUGAACUCCGUAAACAGUUGGAGUGUGCACGGCAGGCGGCACAGACUGCUGAGGCGCAGGUUAAUCAGAUGCGAGUCAAGCAACUUAGCUUACAAACUGAUCUGGACAACAGUGUGGCAGUACAGAAUGAUUUUGUCCGUUUAUCCCAGAGUUUACAAGUUGAACUAGAGAAAAUACGCAAGAAGAGACAGAGGUCCGAUGGCAGCAUGCCGAUGAUGUAUCCGAUUGUAAUUCUUGCAAAACUGGAUUAUCCAGGAAAGUGAAGAACAACUGUUCACACUGUGGCAGAAUUUACUGCCCUGAGUGUAUAACUAAACAGGUAGCUGCCAGGGGUUCUGGUAGGAAAAUGCCUGUCUGUGAUGUUUGUCACACGUUGUUAGAACGAAAUUCUGCUCCCUACUUUUCCACAGAACCACCGCAUGCGGACUCAUAAUCGGUUGAAAUCGGAGUUCUGCUUUUUUACGCUACAGAACCACCGCAUGCGGACACAGAAUCUGUAGAAAUCGGAGUUCUUUCGCAAUUCGCUACAGAACCACCGCAUGCAGACUCAUAGUCGGUAGAAAUCAGAAUUCAGCCUCAGUGGGCUACAGAAACUCCGCAUGCGAACUCAUAAUCGGUAGAAAUCGAGAGUUCUGCUUCAUCCCGUUAUAACCACUGCAUGCGGACUCAUGAUCGGAAGAAAUCAAAGUUCCGAUUCAUUCCGCUGCAGUAAACUUUCAUGAAAUCUGCCAAUUUUGAUCUAUGUAGAACUUGACCAGCCAAUUUAAAUCUUCAGGAGACACUCUGCAAUAGAUACUAUAAUAUACCAUUAUCCUGCUUCGAUAACAACCGCAUAUGGAGACUUAAACUAGAAGUGAGCAAAAAUAUGCUUCACCCCCCCCCGCCUAUUUCUGUAUGCAACCCUGAAAUCUUCUUUCUGACCGUAUAACUGAACGAAUGGAAUUUUCUAGAAAUUAAUAUUUUAGUCAGCUAAAUGCUUAGUUCUAUGUAUCUUUAUAUCGUUGUGAUUAUUAGUUAACAAAAAGCAAUUUUUGGGAUCAAUGUCGGCCAUAUUAUAUUUCAAAUUCAUUUACAUAUGUAGUUCUUUGUUUGCUGAGGUUAUAUAUGACCAAAUAUUAUUCAUGUUUAUUAUUGUAUGUAUUUUCAAUAUUAAUUUUUUUGUAUUAGUCAGAGGGACUAAAUCUUAUUUUAAGGGGUGUCUUCAUUUUCAAAGCGCAUGUCCGGUUCAUAGCGGAGAAGGAUUAAUGAGAUAUCUCUGAUUUUCUGGCUGAAAAUAAAUCUUGGUUUCUCUUCUAUUGAAGAAAAACUGCGGUUUGUUAUUGGUGUUCAGAUGUUUAAAGGGUACCGUUGUGAAUUGGGCAUGUCACUUUAUUAACGGAGGGUCGCCUAAUAUUUCUUCCACAGCCCUUUACAGGAACUUAGUAAGGUUGACAGUUUUAAAUUUUCUUGUUGGAUUUCCGUAAAGCCUAAAAUGUUAUCAACAUAAAUACCAGGGAACUUUUUGUUUAUCAUUUAGCAAUACUGACCUGCAGUGACCGCGGUCUUGAGUGGCUUUUAUGUAUUUUAUAUUGAUCAGAAAUCGACAAAUUAAUGAUUUGGACGGAAUUAGAAUAAACUUCAAAAUUUCAUGA